AUGGAAGGGUUCAUUCGCCCUCAAAUAGCUUCACUUGCCCUAGUUGAAUUUGUUUGUAAACUGCUUCUCGUCCCUGACUGCUUUGCCGCAUUGACUCCGAUAAUUGAAGAGCUGAGAUGGAACCGUGAGAUCGUCCAGCAUCCUAGCAACCCCAUGAUCACCAGUAUCUUGCAAUGCACCCAGCGUCUACGUCCUACAGUUGGACUUCACCAUUCUUCAGGCAUCUCUGUCGCUCCUCUCCUCGUGCCUCGGUACCCCCCUCUUCCACCAGGUCCAGCUCCGGCCACGCCUGUGGUCACUACACCAACAAAGGAGCAGUCCAAGAACGAUCGCACUGGUUUCACCAAGUCGCAACACGCCCCAAUCAAAGCAGAGGUUCCGUUCGAAGACCAGCUGAGGGCGUUGGACCAGAGAGAGGCAAUUAUCGUGGCACAGAUAAAAGCUGGGGUUCCCCUAAGUGCUGCACAGGUGCACGGUGAUUUUAUGGAAAUUGGCCAGAGCAGACUAUACCUACAAGAGAAGGUCAGACUGGAGGUAGCUGGAGGCAAGUGGGCGGACAGGCUGGCGGAGAGACAGAAGAAGAUGGGUGAGAAGGAUGAAGCGCCCGAUUGGUGGCUACUUCCUUGA
This is a messenger RNA of Letharia columbiana, 627 nucleotides long. RefSeq lists its product as uncharacterized. The record is from RefSeq and is a predicted model, not a curated record. Lineage: Eukaryota; Fungi; Ascomycota; Lecanoromycetes; Lecanorales; Parmeliaceae. The coding region runs from base 1 to 627 and encodes 208 amino acids. The transcript is spliced from 2 exons.